ACCGUUUUGGUGUUUGCAUUGCCUCUUCUUUAGUGGCUGUGAUUUACGUGAAAAUUAAGCGCUAGUGAGCGUAUUAUUGGCCUUAUAAACAAAAAGAUUACCACAACGACAAACGUUCAAGGAAGUGAUACUUCAGUUAAGAGAUGUUAGAUAUCAAAUACAAAAAAAAUAGGUAUCGUCCGUGUGACAGCGAGCGUAUGUGCAUGUAUUGGGAGAAAUUUUCACGAAAUUUAGCAAUCGUACGUACCGUAGUGAUGCAGUAGAUAAAAAAUCGACAAUGCUCUAGUGCUUCCCUGUACCGGACUGGUAGUGUAAGAAAAUGUGAACUACUCGGUAGAUAUGGUGUGAGAUUUUUUUUUCGUCGUGUCAUAUUGUACCGAUGGUGGUAGUGAAGUGUUCGAGUUAGCUAAAAGUUUCUUACAAUGAAACACGAAAGUCAGCGGUGGUGAUGAGUGCAGUGCGAACCAGCGUAGAAUAGUGCAUGUGUAAAAUUAAAGCAGAGCAGUAGAAUAGAUACAGCAGGCAUUGGGUGAAAAUUGCCAUUGGCGACAGCAAGGUGUGUGCAUUUCGAGCGAAAAGAAAAAGUCACACAGCCGUGAGCAAAAGUGUACCGAUCUCAGUGGUAGGGAGCUGAUUGCUCUGAUCAGCGAUCGACAAAGUUCAAAACAACAGGGGCGAAGAACGAGCAACGGUCGAUAAUGUCGACUACUUCGAUUUCCCGAGAAGAAGAGCGCAAGCCGCUCAUGGAGGAAUUUUACCGUCAGCGGCGUAUUCUUCUUGGCUGCACAAUUCUUAUCGGGGUGGCAGCCGUCAUAUGGAUUGUGGCCAUUUCUACCGAUCACUGGUUCAUCGUAACAGGUGGCCAAGGAAUUUUCAUACCGGAAACGCGACGAUACUUCAAAACAUCACACUCGGGCCUUUGGAAGAUAUGCCGCUACGGUGUCAUCCCGGCCGUGAUGGCUCAGUCCAAUGCGACACGCAACUUUACGACAUUGUCAUUUGUGAACGAGAAUCGCAUCGCAACGAUGCGUUCGACUAUUGCGAAAGAACCAUACAUCAAAGAUUUCCUUAGUGCCGAUUUAAAAAUGGAAAACCUGACCGAGGUGGACGACACCUUCCGGAGGCAACUGUUUGCGUCGUGGAUCGUGAACGAUGCGGACCGAUUCCACGAGCUGAAGGGUCUGUUCCACGAAAUUACGGGCAAGGUGCGCCAGCAGGACACAGUGGCUGUUCAAAAGCUCAAAAACCCACCGCUGAUGAUGCUUGAUCCGACCGAUCUAAACUCGGUGCGCGAGACUCUCAAAGAGCCGGUAGCCGCCGUGCUGACCACAGUCACCAUCAACUCGACGGACAUCAACGUUUUAAUGCCUAUCACGCUGUCCGAGGCCCUGUUCGACGACUGGGAGCACCGGCCGGGCGUGAUUUAUUUACUUUGGAGCUUCGCCAAAGCGAUGAACAUCCCGCCGUUCAUCGUCAGCCCAAAUGGCACCAAGUAUAUCAUACGACCGCCACUUCCGCCCAAGAAAGGCCGCAUUGGCAACGGAUACGAGUACACCCCGUUCAAAAAAUGUAAAUUCCACAACCUUUUCCCAUCGGACGACGAGAUUCUCCAGGAUCCUGCUAUCGAUGACGAGCUGCUCGAGAAAGACGAAGCUUUCUACAAUCCUGAGUUCGAAACCGAAGACUACAGCCGGACCGAAGCAUCGUUUGCUUGCAUUACAGUCUUCGUGAUGGUGAUGGGAUUCAUCUUUUCGAUCUACACGUUUUUAAACCCACGCUACAUGUUUAAACGGUUGGCCGGUGGAAUACAUUUCAUAUCAGCUGCGACAAGCAUUGUCGUUAUACAGGUGUUGGUAGCUUCCGUGGAGUACGAAAAGGAAAACAUAUCAUAUACCUUCCCAAAAGGUGCCAAAUAUAGCUAUGGCUACGGAUUCUAUCUGGCUUGGUUCGUAUUUUUAUCCAAUAUCUACGCUGGUUUGAUGUUCAUGUGGUAUUCAAAGAAAAGGAAAGGCAAUAAAGCAGCUACCGAAGAGCUGGGUAUGGCCGAUGAACCCAUCAACAUUGGGCGAUAAGCAACGAACGGCUGUCAUUUUCGAGCCAAAACCAAAGACAACGCACGAAUCAGGCAGAAAUUGGUUCCGAGUCCCCACAAAGAAAAACGUCCUUUGCGGUAAAAUAAGUGGGUUAAAUAAGUCUGUCAGAAACCUUCCCGACGGUGUUUAACGAAGAAAAAAAAAAAAAAACGAAAGAAGCAUUAAGACAAUGUUUUAGUUUUUUUAUAGUUUAUUUCGUAUUUUUUGUUGACCACUUCCGUUUUCUCUUUUUGUGAUUGUGUCGUGCUGAUACAUCAUGGUUUGUUUUUCUGUUUACAAUUAACUGUUACAUUAAGUGUUACGUGAACAAUAAAGAUAAGAAAGGUUGUUUCAAUA
This is a messenger RNA of Anopheles arabiensis, 2429 nucleotides long. RefSeq lists its product as uncharacterized. Gene Ontology annotation, cellular component: plasma membrane. The record is from RefSeq and is a predicted model, not a curated record. Lineage: Eukaryota; Metazoa; Arthropoda; Insecta; Diptera; Culicidae. The transcript has 8 exons. The coding region runs from base 699 to 2072 and encodes 457 amino acids.